Messenger RNA from Rhincodon typus (whale shark), 2274 nucleotides. Its product is annotated as ferritin, lower subunit-like. Gene Ontology annotation, biological process: intracellular iron ion homeostasis; iron ion transport. Gene Ontology annotation, cellular component: cytoplasm. The transcript is spliced from 4 exons. The coding region runs from base 84 to 551 and encodes 155 amino acids. The record is from RefSeq and is a predicted model, not a curated record. Lineage: Eukaryota; Metazoa; Chordata; Chondrichthyes; Orectolobiformes; Rhincodontidae. Gene Ontology annotation, molecular function: ferric iron binding; ferrous iron binding.
CCGCCCACCCUUCCACCCCCUCACUGAGCCAGUUUCCUGUAGUGGCUGCUCGGAGCGAACAGGAAGAGCUUGUGGUCUGAGCAAUGCAGGCUCAGGUGAGACAGAACUUCCACCCAGACAGCGAGGCUGCCAUCAACAAACUUAUCAGCAUCAAGUACUACACCUCAUACGUCUACCUGGCCAUGUCUUUUUAUUUCGAACGGGAUGAUGUUGCACUGGAGAGCUUUGCAAAGUAUUUCCAUGAACUGUCAGAACUGCUGCGUAAAAAUGCUGAGGAGCUGAUCAACUACCAGAAGCUCAGAGGAGGUCGAGUCCAGCUGGAAAAUAUUGAGAAACCAGAAAGGCGAGAAUGGACAAAUGGGCUGGAUGCCAUUCAGUUUGCGCUCGAACUGCAGAAAACUAUCAACAAGUGUCUCCUUGAACUUCAUCACCUGGCCUCCAAUAAACACGAUCCUCAGACCUGUUGCCUUUCUCACAGCUCCAUUCAGCACAGAAUCCCUACAGUGUGGAAGCAGGUCAUUUGGCCCAUCAGGUCCAAACUGACCUUUUGAAGAUCAUCUCACUCAGAACCACCCCAUCCCUACAACCUUGCACUUCCCAUUGGCUAACCCAGCUAGUCUACAUAUCCUUGGACACUACAGGAUAAUUUCACACAGCCAAACCCCUAACCUGAGCGUCUUUGGACUGUGGGAAGAAACUGGAGGACCCAGAUUGUGCAAAUUUCACACAGACUGGUCACCCACAAGUGGGAUCGAGCUAGGGACCCUGGUGCUGUGAGGCAGCAGUGUUAACAACGAAGCCACCUUGCCACACUAUGCUGUGAGCUGUUCCUCAGAAAUCAGAAGUCACACAACACCAGGCUAUAGUCCAAAAGGUUUAUUUGAAAUCACAAGGUUUUGGAGCGAUGCUCCUUUGUCAGCUGAAGACGUCUCUUCACCCAACAAAGGAGCAAUACUGCAAAAGCUUGCAUUUUCAAAUAAACCUGUUGGACUAUAACCUGGUGUCGUGUGACUCCUGACUGUGUUCACUCCAGUCCAACCUCCAGAAGACUGCUGAGUUCAAUUCCUAUAAUGAUUUCCUCCUCUGGGGAGCAAGCACGUGAAUCCGAAUAAAACCAAUGCCGCAGGUUCGAUUCCUGUCCAUCAGAGGUGGAUUUGGAGCUGGCUCCUCACUCUGUCCCUGAAAAAGGAAGGUGAAAACUGUGAAAGAAGUAGCUCAGGGUGAGGCAUUGGGAGACAAUGAGCCAAGGUCCUGACUUCAGGCUCGGUGCACAUUGUAAAUAGAUAUUCCCACGCUGAUGUUCAUUUAUUACGAGAGAAUUGAAUACAAAGGUAGGGAUUUUCUGCCUCAGUGAUACAAGACAUUGGUGCUCCUUGUAAGCCCCGCAUGUGCACCAGUUUAUGUGUAUAAUAUUUGAAGGAAUGCUGGAGGGCACGGGGAGACGAUGACCUAGUGGUAUUAUUGUCGGACUGUUAAUCUAGAAACCCAGAUAAUAUUCAGGGCACCUGGGUUCAAAUCCUGCCUUGGCAGAUGAUGGAAUUUGAAUUCAAUAAAAUAUCUGGAAUUAAGAGUCUAAAGAUGGAUGUGGGGGUCAGGGUAAGGUGGAAAUUUUACUCAGUCAGGUGUAGCCCUGGGGUCUGUAAUCUCUGUCACUGUCCCUUGUGAAAGCAGUGUCUUUGAAAACUGCAGAGAUACGUAGGUUCAUGAUAAACAAUGGGUUUGGGGGUGUUGGAGGGUGAAAGAUGAUCUUGAACAUGAGGGAAUGUGGAGCAAUAUGAUCAGCCGAGAUCUUAUCGCAUGGAGGAGCAGGCUAGAGGGGCAGUAUGAGCAAGAAGUGUUAAAUGUUAAACCGUCCUUUACCAGGAACCAGUGUGUUCCAAGCGAUGGGCACUCUGUCCGCCUUCCCCAUUCUCCUCCAGGCUGCCACUCUUCACCCAGCUGUGAACAUACAGCCACAGGGAGCAGCAAGGGAGCAUCGCUGGCUCAGUGGUUAGCACUGCUGCCUCACAGUGACAGGGACCUGGGUUCAAUUCCACCCUCAGGCAACCAUCUGUGUGGAGUUUGCACAUUCUCCCUGUGUCUGCGUGGGUUUCCUUCCCUCCAGUCCAAGGAUAUACAGGUUAGGUGGAUUGGCCAUUGUGUACAGGGUAGUCUGGGGCGGGAUCCCAAUUAGGGGAGUAAGAGUGGGGAUGGGAUGGGAAAUGUCCCUUGUCUGAAGGAAGAAAGAAAAUCCAAAGUCCUCAAGGUACAAUAAAACAUUCCAGGAAAUGAUCA